AUGUCUCAAGAAAUUCCUCCCGGUAUCAAAGAGGCAUGCAUUGGUUGCUACUACGUCAUUAUCGUUGCCAUGUGGCUGGAGGCGGCAAUCACCAUCUUGGCAAACAUUCUCGCAAUUGCAGCUUUCUUCAGAUCUAAGCGCAUCCGCCGAAAGAUCUCCAACUACUUCAUUUUAAAUCUGUCCAUAGCAGACCUCCUGGUCGGCGUCACGGUGAUCCCACUGAACAAUUUAUUCGUGUACUAUGGCUUCUGGCCGUUUGGGAAAAUCGUCUGCAAAUUCUGGCUUUUGUUUCAGUACACAUGCACCUUGCUUUCUGGAUUUGGUUUAGUACUAAUUAGCUGGGACCGCUUCAUGUGGGUGAGGGCGCCCCUCGUCUAUAUUUACUACCAGUCAAAAAAGCGCGCCAUUUCUGUGAUAGUUGCGACUAUUCUUGCCUCGUACGUAUUCGUUUCUUUAAUUGACGUGGAGUGGGAGGUACUGUCAGGAACAAGUAACAUCAACUACACGGUGGAAUGUCAAUCGGAGGGGAUUCAUUCAUUGGCUUACGCCUUGGUGACGUUCGCGUUUGAGUUCCUACUGCCGAUGGGUCUGCUAACGACAUUCAACUCCCUGGUGUUCGUUAAAAUACGACGGGUGCUACUGUCCAGACAGCGGACUGAGUCGGGAACCAUCAGCAUGGAGAUUGACAACACUUUGGAGCACAACCACAGCUCGUCGUCCGGAGGUUCUGGGUUAUCCUCUGGCGGGGCAUCGCUCACCGUACCGCGUUUGCCUGGUUCGCAGGCCUAUCGCAAAUCAGCUGUCAUGCUUGCUGUCAUGACGGGAGCAUUCCUCCUUUGUUGGUGCCCAUGGUUCAUUUCCGUGUUCUUAAUCGCCUUGGGAAUCCCCGUCAGCCCUUACGCGCUCUGGGGUUUAUCCUACCUGAUGUUUGCCAACUCUGCCAUUAACCCGUUUCUCUACGCGUCUACCAAUGUGCACUACAAGGCUCAAAUGAUGUCAUUUUUAUGUUUUUUCCGUCGACGGAAGAAAUAG
This is a messenger RNA of Acanthaster planci (crown-of-thorns starfish), 1032 nucleotides long. Its product is annotated as 5-hydroxytryptamine receptor 1B-like. Gene Ontology annotation, cellular component: plasma membrane; synapse; dendrite. NCBI's taxonomy places the organism in Eukaryota, Metazoa, Echinodermata, Asteroidea, Valvatida, Acanthasteridae. The record is from RefSeq and is a predicted model, not a curated record. Gene Ontology annotation, molecular function: G protein-coupled serotonin receptor activity; G protein-coupled acetylcholine receptor activity. Gene Ontology annotation, biological process: chemical synaptic transmission; G protein-coupled receptor signaling pathway, coupled to cyclic nucleotide second messenger; adenylate cyclase-inhibiting G protein-coupled acetylcholine receptor signaling pathway.